AUGACGGGGCCAGCGAGGCUCCCUCAAGCAGCCAUGCGUCGUGGGCCAACUGGCACUUGCGGUGAGCAGUUUCCGAGUCGAAACGAGUGCGCUGCAGAGGGCAACGAGGCUGAGGGUUUGCCAAGGACGCCGACAAGAGGAACUCGCAGAAGGCGUCGGAACCGCAAAGCCGCAAAUGCACCGAAAAGCAGUGGCACACCGCAUCUCGUAUGGAGGCCCAAAAGUGGCACAUGCGGAGAGCAGUUUCCGAAGCUCGACGGUUUGCCAACGACGCCGAGAAGCAUGCUGGACGGCCGCCCCGUGCCUUUUCUAAAGCCUCCACGAAAGAGCUGGGGUGACCAAAGUCGCAGAACUGAUGCCAGUACAGCCACAGGUGGCCCUUCCGACUCAGAGGAUGUUAGCGAUGGUGAGUGCGGACAUGGGCUCUCAGAGGGGCACCGUAGCAUACGCAGAAGGCAUCGAAACGUUGAGAAGAGGAACGAUCAUUUGCUGACGACGCCACGCGGAAAACAGCAUUUCGUAUGGAGGCCGAAAAGUGGCACAUGCGGAGAGCAGCUUCCGCUUCCAGACCCGGAAAGUGGCAAAUCUGAUGCCAGCACAGCCACAGGUGGCAAGGAUGGCCCCUUCGACUCAGAGGAUGUUCGCGAUGGUGAGUCCGGACGUGGGCUCUCAGAGGGGUAUCGCUGCGAGGUGCAGGCGCUCCGGGAGAACAACGAGUGGCUCCGGCAGCGUGUCCAAGAGCUGGAGUCCAAGUGCCGAGAGAUGGAGCUGCGGCUGGCAGAGCUAUCUCGCGCCGAGGAGCCCGGGGCAGCGGUGCCAGAAAAUGGUCGGCGAAAUGAUCGGUCCGAUGCAGCUUGCCAGACCGAGGGUGAGGACUGCUCUGUCGGUUGGUCAUUGCCGGAGAUCUCGUCCUUGCCGGAGGUCUCGACCGACCCUGAAAGCACAGUUGUUGGUGCUGCGGAUUUUGCUCCCGAAGUCCUCCUGAUGAAAAACCUGCUGCCGUUCAUGAGCGUGGAGGCUCUGCUGUUUUGGCGCGUGCUGUCGACGCAGACCAGAAGCCCCCAGGCCUUGCUUAACCACGUGUCCGAGAUGGGCAGCUUGGAGAGGCCCACAUCUAUCGUCGCUUUCGCGCAAAAGAUGCGCGUGUUUGCCGAAAGCCCGGAUGUCUCCCUCAAGGCAGCCUUUGCAGACGAUGUCGAGCAGCAGAAGUUUUACGAUUGCCGAUGCUGGUGCAUGAUCCUGGCAUCCAAGCAUGAAACCCAUUUUGCCGAAGCCCAAGUCCGGGACAUUGUUGACAAGAACCUCCAAAGUCUGCUUCGCCACUGCCAGAGUGCGGAUGACUCGCUUUCUAAAGCCUCCCACGAUGUGAUUCAGAACUACGCAGCUGAUGGUCUCCCUUUUGUACAGCAGUCUGUUGCAGAAACACUGCUUUGCCGGAUGGAAAAGUUAGUUGAAUCCGGCAUACCUGCCAACAUGAGACCUAUAUGGAGGUGCGCGCAGAAUCUGCAGUUGGUCGUGCGGUCGCUGGACAAGCCUCAGCGUCAGAAGCUUGUGUCCCUGCUGGUCAAACUGCUGCCGGAAAUUCAAAACAAAGCGCCAGUGAUCCAGCACCUGGAGAGACUGUGGCGAGCUGACGACGAUCCCCGGCGAAGCUAUGCUGAAGCCCAUCAGCAGCUGAGGAUUUUGGCAAAGUCGAUCUCAGGAGAUGUGCGGCAGCAGCUGAAACCUUUGAUUUACGGCUUCUGCUGA
Molecule: messenger RNA, 1749 nt
Organism: Symbiodinium sp. CCMP2592
Lineage: Eukaryota; Dinophyceae; Suessiales; Symbiodiniaceae
Source: the annotation of a GenBank genome assembly